GCUACUUCCAGUGGGGUGCAGUCUCUCCGAUUAGUUGGCCCCGCGAGCUGAGCAGCGACGGAUCGUUUUUCGCCCAAGAAAUACGCAUUGCAGCAAUAUGGCAGAAGUAAGACAAGCGGAUAUCGAGGAGUUGUAUAACUUUAUCCAUCCCCUUGCCAUCGAAGCCGGUGAGAUCCUCGUGGAGGGCUACGAGAUGGCCAGUAAAAACGUCUCCAUCAAAGGCGAUUUCUACGACGUGGUUACCGACUACGACAACAAGAUCGAGGACUUCUUAAUGGAGAAGAUUUUGGCCAGGUACCCGGAACACAAGUUCAUCGGUGAAGAGGCGACGGCCAAGAACAACAACGUGUCCGGGGAGCUGACGGAUGCUCCAACCUGGAUCAUAGAUCCCAUCGAUGGUACUUCUAACUUUAUCAAACAGAUUCCACACGUUUGCGUCUCAAUCGGUUUGGCGAUCAACAAACAAAUCGUGGUGGGGGUGAUCAACAAUCCUGUUCAGAAAAAGCUCUUCACAACGAAACUGGGUCAAGGCGCCUUUUGCAAUGGCAAACCCAUCCAUGUAAGCAGCUGCGAGAGCGUUAAGGAUGCCAAUGUGGCCUACGAAGUGUCCCUGCUGCAUGUCCAUUCGGUGGCGAACAAACACAUUAAAAGGAUCUACCACAUGGGACUAAAUGCCAGGCGACUUGUGGCCUACUCUUGUGUGGUGGAUGAGCUGUGCAUGGUGGCCGCUGGCAAUCUGGAUGCCUUCUACAUUGAGGACAUGUAUCCCUGGGACUGUGCCGCCGGUUCCCUGCUGGUUAAGGAGGCGGGAGGCGUGGUAACACACCCCUUUGGCGGACCAUUUGACAUUAUGAAGCCGGAUCUAAUCUGCGCCGGCACGGAAAAGUUGCGCAAGGAAAUCGAAGACCUUUUGCGCAAGGGAGACCAGGAGGAGUCCGUAGGAGGGAAGCCGGUGCAGAAGUAAUUUAAGCAAGGCAAACACGAUCUUAAUUAAAAAGCUUGGGGUCAGCUGCACUGUCAAUUGGCGCUCGAAGCUCUUCUAAUGGGGAGCUUUUAGAUAUAUUCCAGCUUUGAUCGCCGGCAGCUGUUCCACGAUACACCUAAAAAGGCGGGAAACCAAGACAGUCUCACUUGAUACUUUGAAACUCCACUUCUUAUGAUAAUACCAUAAUUUUAAGCACUAAGCUGUCAAAUAAAUCAAGAAAGAUUACCCUAAUGGAAAA
Drosophila yakuba is the source of this 1223-nucleotide messenger RNA. Its product is annotated as inositol monophosphatase 3. Gene Ontology annotation, molecular function: inositol monophosphate 1-phosphatase activity. Gene Ontology annotation, biological process: phosphatidylinositol phosphate biosynthetic process; signal transduction; inositol metabolic process. The transcript has 2 exons. The coding region runs from base 98 to 964 and encodes 288 amino acids. Lineage: Eukaryota; Metazoa; Arthropoda; Insecta; Diptera; Drosophilidae. The record is from RefSeq and is a predicted model, not a curated record.